Molecule: messenger RNA, 1269 nt
Organism: Porites lobata
Lineage: Eukaryota; Metazoa; Cnidaria; Anthozoa; Scleractinia; Poritidae
Source: the annotation of a GenBank genome assembly
AUUCUAGUAUCACUACAAGGCUUUAAAACACGCAGCGUCACAAGGCAUCACAAGGUAUCACAAAGUAUCACAAGGUAUCACAAAGUAUCACAAGGCAUCACAAAGUAUCACAAGGUAUCACAAGGUAUCACAAGGCAUCACAAAGUAUCACAAGGUAUCACAAAGUAUCACAGAGUAUCACAAGGCAUCACAAAGUAUCACAAAGUAUCACAAGGCAUCACAGAGUAUCACAAGGUAUCACAAAGUAUCACAAGGCAUCACAAAGUAUCACAAGGUAUCACAAAGUAUCACAAAGUAUCACAAAGUAUCACAAGGUAUCACAAAGUAUCACAAGGCAUCACAAAGUAUCACAAGGUAUCACAAAGUAUCACAGAGUAUCGCAAGGUAUCACAAAGUAUCACAAGGUAUCACAAAGUAUCACAAGGCAUCACAAAGUAUCACAAAGUAUCACAGAGUAUCACAAAGUAUCACAAGGUAUCACAAAGUAUCACAAAGUAUCACAAAGUAUCACAAGGCAUCACAAAGUAUCACAAGGCAUCACAAAGUAUCACAAAGUAUCACAGAGUAUCACAAAGUAUCACAAGGUAUCACAAAGUAUCACAAAGUAUCACAAAGUAUCACAAGGUAUCACAAGGUAUCACAAAGUAUCACAAAGUAUCACAGAGUAUCACAAAGUAUCACAAGGUAUCACAAGGUAUCACAAAGUAUCACAAAGUAUCACAAGGUAUCACAGAGUAUCACAAAGUAUCACAAAGUAUCACAAGGUAUCACGGAGUAUCAAAAGGUAUCACAAGGUAUCAGAGUAUCAUAAGGUAUCACAAAGUAUCACAGAGUAUCACAGAGUAUCACAAAGUAUCACAAGGUAUCACAAGGUAUCAUAAAGUAUCACAAAGUAUCACAAAGUAUCACAAGGUAUCACAGAGUAUCACAAAGUAUCACAAGGUAUCACGGAGUAUCAAAAGGUAUCACAAGGUAUCAGAGUAUCAUAAGGUAUCACAAAGUAUCACAGAGUAUCACAGAGUAUCACAAAGUAUCACAAGGUAUCACAGAGUAUCACAAGGUAUCACAAGGUAUCACAAAGUAUCACAAGGCAUCACAAAGUAUCACAAGGCAUCACAAAGUAUCACAAGGUAUCACAAAGUAUCACAAAGUAUCACAAAGUAUCACAAGGUAUCACAAAGUAUCACAAGGCAUCACAAAGUAUCACAAGGUAUCACAAAGUAUCACAAAGUAUCACAAGGUAUCACAAAGUAUCACAAGGCAUCACAA